Molecule: messenger RNA, 1116 nt
Organism: Aspergillus fijiensis CBS 313.89
Lineage: Eukaryota; Fungi; Ascomycota; Eurotiomycetes; Eurotiales; Aspergillaceae
Product: putative integral membrane protein Pth11-like
Exons: 5
Coding region: 1-1116 (371 amino acids)
Source: RefSeq, a predicted model, not a curated record
AUGUCGGACCUCGUCGGUCUACCGCCAAAAGGCACCGACCUCACAGCCAACAAUGAAUCCAAAAAUGACGCCAUCGUCGCGACAAUGUACACUUUGGCUUGCAUCACAAUCAGUGUCCGGUUGUUCUCUCGGAUAAAGGUGCAGCAGGCUCGCAUAGGCUUGGAUGAUUGGCUGAUCGUCGCAGCGCUGCUCUCUGGAACGGCGAAUAUGAUUAGUGCUGUAGUGGGGGGAAAAUACGGCGUCGGCAAGCACAUCUGGGUAGUAAACAUGGACGAUAUCGUCGCCAUGGUGAAGGUUCUGUUCGCCAAUGUCCUCCUAUACGUGACCACUGUCACGCUCAUCAAACUCUCGAUUAUCCUGUCCUACCGGCGCAUCUUCGGCAUGAGGUGGACCAUGUGGGCUUGUAUAGUCCUAGCUCUGAGUUACUGGGUCGGCUGCACCAUUGCGUUCCUGGCGGCCUGUCAACCUGUCUCUUACUACUGGACCAAAUACCUGGACCCGGAAGGGGGCAGAGAGAGAUACAAUCUAUACGCAUUCUACAUUGGUCACGCAGUCGCAAACAUGGUCGGUGAUAUAGUCAUCUUGCUGGUGCCUGUUCCUCUGGUCUGGAGACUUCAGCUGCGGCGAUCGCAGAAGAUCCAGAUCUUAAGUAUCUUCCUCCUAGGCGGAUUCGUCUGUGUGGCGAGUGCGAUCCGGAUCUACUACUUCACAUUCGUCAACAGCGUCGAUGUGACCUGGAUUCUGGGCGAUGUCUUCAUCUGGUCGAGCAUUGAGCCCUCCAUCGGCAUUUUCUGCGCUUGUCUUCCCGUUCUACAACCACUCUUCCGAACCAUCCUUAAUCGCAUGCUGGGCACACCUGCUCCCGUCAAGCCCAAGCCCCGCAGCACUGGUCCACCUAAAGCCGUCCGGUACGCGCCCAACAUCCUCAGCAAGAUCCAAGGUGGAGAUGAGAGGAUCGCUCGUCGCGACGAGGAAGCCAUGCUAACGACGACAUCGGCGCAUCUUGAGCUCGACAGUAUAGGGAAAGGCCGCCAUAGCGAUGAGGAGGCCGGCCCUAUGGAUCUUCUGUCUAUCACGAUACAGAAGGAGUUUCAUGUCCGGGAAGAGCAUCGAUAA